AUGUCCAAUGAGAAGAUAAAGAAUUUUUUUGGAGUUUUUGGUAAUAAGCCACCUUACUCCACUGAAUCACCUGCGCCAUGCUACUGUAGUUGUGGAUUACGGAAUGAAGAAAGUCGUAUAGUUGGAGGUCAAACAACGAGUAUGAAUGAGUUUCCAUGGAUGGCUAGAUUAUCGUAUUUAAACAAGUUUUACUGCGGUGGUACACUUAUAAAUGAUCGCUACGUUCUUACAGCUGCACACUGCGUAAAGGGUCUUAUUUUCAGAUUCAUGUGGUUCAUGAUUAGAGUUACUUUUGGAGAACACGACAGAUGUAUCGAGAAAGCACCGGAAACCAGAUACGUAGUGCGCGUUAUGACUGGUGACUUCAGCUUUUUGAAUUUUGAAAAUGAUAUUGCGCUGCUUCGUCUUAAUGAAAGAGUGCCAUUGAGCGAUACAAUACGCCCAAUAUGUUUACCAACAAUGUUAGAUAACGAUUAUGUAGAGGCAAAAGCAAUUGUAUCAGGUUGGGGUACAUUGAAAGAGGAUGGUAAACCGUCCUGCCUUCUUCAGGAAGUAGAAGUUCCAGUUAUGAGUCUUCAGGCUUGUCGCAAUACCAGCUAUAGUGCUCGAAUGAUUUCAGAAAAUAUGUUAUGCGCAGGUUAUCUUGAAGGACAAAAAGAUUCAUGUCAGGGCGACAGUGGUGGACCUCUAAUAACGGAGCGCGAAGAUAAAAAAUACGAACUCAUCGGUGUAGUAUCCUGGGGUAAUGGAUGCGCAAGACCUGGUUACCCAGGUGUAUAUACAAGAGUUACACGAUAUAUGGAUUGGAUUUUGAAAAAUUCAAAGGAUGGCUGUUUCUUUUACACUCUCUUGAGAGUGUUUCAGGAUGCGGGCGAUGAUAGUCCCGCUAUACGGCACAAACCAAUUGAUAAUCAGAUUAAAAUAAGACAUGAACGUGGCGUUUUUGAUCUUCUUUUGGGAAGGUUUCGGACCUGUGGUGCUUGCUUAUGCGGUCGACCAAAUCGUAAGGUAGCGCGAUUAUUAGGUGGCGAAUAUACAGAACCGCAUGAAUUUUCGUGGCUCGCAAAUAUUCACAUAAAGUCCAAAUUGCUAGUGAGUGGAGUAUUGAUAAAUGACCGUUAUGUCUUAACAGCAGCUAGUCAACUUGUCGGAGCAACAGCACAUGAAAUAAAGGUAUCCUUGGGAGAAUAUGAUCGAUGUAAUUUAGAUAUUUCGUCAGUAAACAUUAGUGUCGAAUCUAUAAUUUUGCAUCCAGAAUUUAAUCUAGACUCGGGUACUCACGAUCUAGCUUUAAUACGUUUGAGUCGACCAACAAAAUUCGAAAAGAGAAUAUCACCGAUAUGCUUACCCAAUCCAGGCUCAACUUAUCUUGGUCAAGUUGGAACUUUGGUAGGAUGGACCAAGCAUAAAGAUCAGGCUGAUGAUGCGGCAUGUAGACCUCGAAAAUUAGGACUUCCUAUUCUGGGACAAAAUGAAUGUAUUAAAUCAGGAAUAAAUCCAAUGAACUUAAACGAUGAUUAUGGAUGCGUCGGAAUUGUGGGUACAAAUUCUUUAGUGUGCGAUAAUGAUGUCGGAUCUUCUGUGCAAUAUCGAUCAUAUGCUGGAAUUUAUGACCUUAUUGGAAUUAUUCCAAGCGUGAAUAAAUGCGAAGAUACGCCUAAGCUAACUGUUUUUACGAGAGUAGGACCGCGUCUCGACUGGAUAUUGCAACACACCAAAGAUGCCUGCUACUGUACAAAAUAAUACAAUCAAAUUUACAUUAAAUCUACGAGAA
Cyphomyrmex costatus is the source of this 1774-nucleotide messenger RNA. Its product is annotated as transmembrane protease serine 9. The coding region runs from base 1 to 1743 and encodes 580 amino acids. Gene Ontology annotation, molecular function: serine-type endopeptidase activity. The record is from RefSeq and is a predicted model, not a curated record. The transcript has 12 exons. Gene Ontology annotation, biological process: proteolysis. Lineage: Eukaryota; Metazoa; Arthropoda; Insecta; Hymenoptera; Formicidae.